GCGACGCUGCCUGCACGCGCCAGAGUAACCCCGUUUCUUGCGACCCACUCGACCCACUACUUGCCAAACAGCACCGAGCGGCAUAUCCAUCUACGCGCUAGAUUGCUGAGCACAGCAAUCCUGCUGUCGGUCCUGCAUAACAUCACCUCCGAACCCAUCGUCUGAAGCUCAUUGAUUGGACUUGCGCAAAAAUGGCCAACAUGCUCAAGGGCUUCUGGCCGUCUAGUCCAGCAGACCAGACCACGCCGAAAGCCUUGUCGGCGUAUUCGGAAGAGCAGCGCAACCCCUUCGAUACGCAUGCAGCAAGCAUGGUUGCAGGGGCAGUGGCGGAUCCAUCUUUUGUCGCAGGCUCAGGGCAAGCGGAUCAGGCAGGAAUGACAGGGGGCAACAAGCUGGCGGCGUCCACGUCGACCGGGCUGGGGCAGAGAAUACCGAUGCAGUCUGGCGAGAUGACACCCAGUGGUCUUAGGACCCCGGGCGGUGUCACUAUUCUGGCAAAUAUCCCGACGACAAGUCUGAGCGUUGCCGCUCCUGACUUCACGAUGCAAAUGCCGCCGAAAAAGAACAAGGACGCAGACAUUACACCUUCCUCAUCUGCAAACAACGUGACUGUUGCGGGAAGCUCCACAAACACUCAGCAAACUGCAGGUUCCUCUACUUCAGCGACUGUAGGGCCUGCACCAGCUAAUGUCAGUGGCCAAACCACGCCCAACCGUACAGCAGGCGCUGCGUCGAGCACGGGGCCCACACGGAAUACCGCCGCACCACGCGGGCACUUGACCAUCAAGGUCGUCAGCGCACGCAACCUGCAAGUAUCGAGCGCGGCAAGCAGGCCGUACGCUGUCGUCAGCUUUGACAAGAACGAGUUCAUUGGGCGAGAACCGAUGGAUGACGAGGAGGGCAUUGCUGCCACCGCGACCACGUCUAGUAAGGACGUGCAGGAUCGGGCGCUGAAGGGCACCUUUGGGGACGGCCCGGUGGCGUCUCGACCGCGCGCCACGACGGUGACGCCUAUGCACGGCGCCAGCUCGUCAUCCAGCCCGUCGCAUCCGGUCUGGAAGCACGAGGUCAAGUUCGACGUGACGCACGAGAACCAAGGGAUCUUCAUCAGCGUGUAUGACCGGCACGCCGAGGACGAAGGUUUCCUGGGCAUGCGCCUGAUCAAGCCGCGGCUCUUCCACAAGAUGAGCUCUGACCAGUGGUAUCCGCUCACCGGGCGCGAGGAGUUGGCGGCCGAGGCGAGCGCCAACGCAGUGGCCACGGGCGCGGGUGGCAUGGGCAUCGAGGGUCUCGGGGACAUACAGGCGCCGCAGAGCCGCGGCGAGAUCCGGAUCCAGAUCGCGUACGAAAAGACGGCGCAGAAGAAGCUGACGCCGGCCGACUUUGAGUACAUGAAGCUCAUCGGGCGGGGGACGUUCGGGCGCGUCUUUCAAGUGCGCAAGAAGGACACGAAGCGCAUCUACGCGAUGAAAGUUCUGUCGAAACGUGAGAUCGCGAUCAAGAAGGAGGUCACACACACGAUGGGAGAGCGCAAAAUCUUGGAAAAGUCGCUCGACUGCCCUUUCCUCGUCGGGCUCAAGUUCAGCUUCCAGAGCGACACGGAGCUUUUCUUCGUCACUGACUACAAAUCCGGCGGCGAGUUGUUCUGGCACCUGCAGCGCGAAGGUCGCUUUACCGAGGAGCGCGCGCGCUUCUACAUUGCCGAGCUUGUGCUCGCGCUGGAGCAUCUGCACAAGUACGACAUUGUCUACCGCGACCUCAAGCCUGAGAACAUUUUGCUGGACGCGACGGGCCACGUCGCGCUGUGUGACUUUGGACUAAGCAAGCCGGACCUGGGCAACGGGCAGCUGACCAACACAUUCUGCGGGACGACAGAGUACCUCGCGCCAGAGGUCUUGCUCGACGAGUCCGGAUACUCGAAGCUCGUUGAUUUCUGGAGCUUGGGAGUUCUACUGUUCGAAAUGUGCUGCGGAUGGAGUCCGUUCUACGCAGAGGACACGCAGCAGAUGUACAGGAAUAUUUGCUUUGGCAAGAUCAAGUUCCCGCGAGGUGCGAUCGGCGACGAUGGCAAGCAGUUUGUCAAAGGGCUGCUCAACCGCAACCCGAAGCACCGUCUGGGUUCGCAGCGCGAUGCGGUCGACCUCAAAGAACACGCUUUCUUCAAGGAUAUCGACUUCACUGCGCUUUCGCAGAAGAAGAUCCCUCCACCUUUCAAGCCGCUCGUCGAGUCCGAGGAGUCAGUCGCUAACUUUGACCCCGAGUUCACCGAGACGGAUCUGCGGACCGUUGCGGAGAUCGACGGACAAGAGCUGUCGAGCCAGCUGGACAAGCCCGGCGGCGCGAACGGUAUCGGCAUCUCCGGCGGCGGCAGGGGCGGCGAGGACGACGUGCUCAGCUCCAGCGUGCAGCAUCAGUUCCGCGGAUUCUCGUACAGCGGCCGGGACGACGUCGGCAGCUUUGUCGGCUCACGCAGCCGGCGCGGCAGCAACGGAUUCGGGCUGAGCUGCGCCAGCUUCGGCAUGUCCCACGUGGAGUCACCCGAGGCACGAGAAUACAGCCCGUCGCCGCCGCGUGCGAUGAGCAUGGAUAGAGAUGUGCCGGCUGAGCCGUAGACAUCCGCAAGAGAGAGAGAGUCGGGAAGGGAGAGUGCAGAUGCGUAUAACAUCAAGGCUGGGGCUACCUAUCAGGGCAUUAGGCGAGGGAGACGGGACGACACACUCACAUAUAUUCGGUA
Tilletiaria anomala UBC 951 is the source of this 2734-nucleotide messenger RNA. Its product is annotated as kinase-like protein. The record is from RefSeq and is a predicted model, not a curated record. The transcript has 4 exons. Gene Ontology annotation, biological process: protein phosphorylation. Gene Ontology annotation, molecular function: ATP binding; protein serine/threonine kinase activity. The coding region runs from base 192 to 2612 and encodes 806 amino acids. Lineage: Eukaryota; Fungi; Basidiomycota; Exobasidiomycetes; Georgefischeriales; Tilletiariaceae.